UCUCGCUCCUGAUUCCCUCCAAAAAUGUCAGACGCUCUUGCUCAGCAAAUCUCCCUCUUCCGCUCUCUAAUCAAGUCCAGAAGAUUCGACGACGCGACUCUUCGAAUUCUCGAAUCGGUUCUGGUUUCCAAAUCUGUGAAAUCGCUGAAGGAAGUCGAAUCGAGCUUGAGAGCGCUUUUGAGAUCUGAAUCUCUCUCCACCAUUCGCGAAAUCGCGGAGAAACCUGUCGGUCAGAAGCUUUUGGUUCUUGAAUUUUUCGUCCGUGCUUUCGCUCUAAUAGCCGAUGUUGAGAGUUGCUUGGCUUUGAGAUACGAGGCCUUACAUAUGCGGGAACUCGAGUCUGCAAGUUGCCAAUGGCUAGAAGUUUCGUAUUUGGAAUGGCUAAAUUUUGCUGAACACUCGCUGGAUAAUGGAUUCUAUUCUAUUGCUGGAAAGGCAUGUGAAAAUGCACUAUUAUGCCUUACAAGGGAUAUUGCAGACCCCAAAGUAGAUGAAUUCUUUGAAAAUGUACAAGUUUUGGAAAAAAUAAAGAGACUUAAAGAUUUUGCAAUGACAUCAGCCGCUUCAUGCUCUGUUCAGGCGCAGGCUGCAGAGUACUUGAAAAAGAAGAGCACCGAGAAGCGCAAAAUAAAUCCUUCAUUUUGUACAGAGACACGAUGUGUUGCAAGCACUAUGUUCAGUAAUGGAAUUAAGAGGAGGAAUGUACAAAAAUUGCACGAGCUGCAACGAACUGCCUGUGCAUCACACACCAUUCAACUUUAAGGUCAUUGCUCUCUGUUCCCUUCUCUUUUUGUUUUUGUUUUCGUUUUUAGUUUUUAUUUUGGGGCCAGAAUUGCCAGUUUUAUUAUUCUCAAAGUUUGUUUCACAAGCCCCUAUGACUGGAUACGAACUACAGGUUGGCCUUCAAUGCAAAUAUUUUGCUGGAAUAGUUCCCUACUCUUUCAAAAUUUAAAGGGCAAGUUAAUUUCUCACUGGGUUUGCACUCCACGGUGAUCUCCCUGGCACCUUCUUUGCUUCUUGAAUGUAAUGACACAUUAUUUGGAUGCCUUUCGUUCAGUUCAGCUGCGCAUUUCUUUUUCAGUGGGCCGGAUCAUUCAUAGGGUUGGGACACUGUUUUUUAACUGCUAACACUUUCAGCCGUCUACGUCAAAAAUCCAACCCAUUUCUUAUGGUUAUAGUCCCGUUUCUCCCGUACUCCUUCAACUUCAAUCCAGAUGCUUUUUAGCAGUUCGAAGAGCAUGGUUAAUCUAACAUAGGAUUAUGAUUAUCUCCCCCCUCCAAAGUAAGAUAUAGCAUUUACAAUAAUUAGUUGAGGAAUUAUGGAUCUAAACAUAUUUGGUCACAUAAUUCCUCGACCAAAAGGUUGAGAAGAGGGCCGCCUUGAAAAUAGUUUGUGAUGAUGUCCGAUGAUUCGACAACUGAUAAAAAAGUUACACUAUCAAUGAUUGCGAUGAGACAAUCGAUGAAGAUUACCUUUCUCACAUAUUUGGACAAAGUACUUUAUUGAGUAAGGAGGUUGGGGGCGCAUGUGCCUCACGUGCUAGCAGA
Messenger RNA from Corylus avellana, 1548 nucleotides. Its product is annotated as protein DOUBLE-STRAND BREAK FORMATION. The record is from RefSeq and is a predicted model, not a curated record. Gene Ontology annotation, biological process: meiotic DNA double-strand break formation. NCBI's taxonomy places the organism in Eukaryota, Viridiplantae, Streptophyta, Magnoliopsida, Fagales, Betulaceae.